GUUAUGGAUAUUGAUGCUGUUGGAACAUUCACAAUGUGCUACGAAGCACUCAAGUAUCUUAAAAAAGGAGGACCAGGAAGGAGCUCAUCUGGUGGUGGAACAAUAUUGAACAUUAGUGCUACUUUACAUUAUACAGCUUCUUGGUAUCAAGUCCAUGUAGCAGCCGCGAAGGCAGCGAUUGAUGCCACUACAAGAAACUUGGCAUUGGAGUGGGGAGCUGACUAUGACAUUAGGGUGAAUGGAAUAGCUCCAGGCCCCAUUGAUGAUACGCCUGGCAUGAGUAAACUUGCACCUUCAGAGAUAAAUAGCAAAUCUAGAGAUUACAUGCCUUUGUAUAAACUAGGGGACAAAUGGGAUAUUGCUAUGGCCGCUCUGUACCUUGCUUCGGAUGCAGGGAAAUUUAUAAAUGGAACUGUCAUUAUAGCUGAUGGAGGACUUUGGCUGAGCCGGCCUCGCCAUCUGCCAAAAGAUGCGGUGAAGCAGCUUUCACGAUCAGUAGAAAAGAGAUCUAGAGAUGCACCAGUAGGGGUUCCAAGGAGCAAGUUGUAAGGCAUAGAAUAAGUACAUGAUCAAA
This is a messenger RNA of Prunus avium (sweet cherry), 574 nucleotides long. Lineage: Eukaryota; Viridiplantae; Streptophyta; Magnoliopsida; Rosales; Rosaceae. The record is from RefSeq and is a predicted model, not a curated record.